Molecule: messenger RNA, 498 nt
Organism: Lathyrus oleraceus (garden pea)
Lineage: Eukaryota; Viridiplantae; Streptophyta; Magnoliopsida; Fabales; Fabaceae
Exons: 3
Coding region: 1-498 (165 amino acids)
Source: RefSeq, a predicted model, not a curated record
AUGAAAGAAGAACUUGAUGCCAUAGAGAAAAACAAGACUUGGAAGCUGACAGAAUUUCCAAAGAACAAGAAAUCCAUCAGCGUGAAAUGGGUUUAUAAGGUGAAGCUAAAGCCAUAUGGAUCAAUUGGAAAACACAAAGUAAGUUGUGAACAUGAGAUAUUUAAGUUCAAGAAGGAGCUGAUGAAUGAGUUUGAGAUGACUGAUAUAGGAAAUAUGAAAUUGGAUUCUGAUUCUGAUGGUGAUGAUGCAGGUGCGACAAUGUUUAAGCAGUUGGUAGGUUCUCUGAGGUAUUUAUGUAAUACAAUACCUGAUAUUUUCUAUGUAGUUGAAAUGGUGAGUAGAUUUAUGAGUAAACCGAAGUGGUCUCAUUACCAAGCUGCUGUCAGAAUUCUGAGGUAUAUAAAAGGAACUCUGAAGUAUGAAGUUUUGUUCCCUUCUGGUGCUGAAACUGACUCAGAACUUCUGAGUUACUCAGAUUUUGAUUGGUGUGGAGACUGA